UGAUUGGACUGUCAGUGCGAGCUAAAUUUGGUAGUCAGGGUGUGUGAUCAUGUUCCCUGCAUGUGUGCACACGAUACUGUCCCAGUGACUUGAGCGAUGUCCUAUCUCGCACACCCAUAAGGUUGCUGACAUCCAUCACAGCUCUACACAAUUGUACUUAGACGUUUUCAAUUUGACACUUAGACGUUUUCAAUUUGACAGAGUAAAUCGCAGACUUUGAAUUAUUAUUAUUUUAUUUUGUAGCUUACUCGUGACUCAGAGUGACCAUUUUUGAGGGGCCUGCUAGGAGGACGACCCUGCUGCUUGCUUGCUGCUGCUUGAGCCGCCAUGUUUCUGGCCUUAGUGGUGACGCCAGAGCUGAAGGAGUUUCUGGCCCGGGCGAGAGGGGGAGCGGUGCGCCUCCUUAAGGUGCGCAUACAAGACGAGCAGCUGGUGCUGGGGGCCUACAGGGAACCAGAGCAGAGCUGGGACCAGGACUACGACCACUUCCUGCUUCCUCUGCUUGACCGGCAGGAGCCCUGCUACGUGCUAUACCGCCUGGACUCCCACAAUGCUCUGGGCUUUGAGUGGCUUUUCCUAUCCUGGUCACCUGAUCAGUCUUCCGUCAAAGACAAGAUGUUAUAUGCUGCAACUCGCAGCACCGUAAAGAAGGAGUUUGGAGGUGGCCAUGUGAAGUAUGAGAUGUUUGGCACACUGGAGGAGGACAUCUGCCUGUUGGGCUACCAGCGUCACGUGUCGUCGUGCUCGGGUCCUGCCCCACUCACGCUAGCUGAGCAGGAGCUGCAGAGGAUCAAGAUCACCGAGGUGGGACGUCUAAAUCACAGAGGUGGCGUUGGCGUUGCAAAAAUGUGUGCUUGCUACCCCCUACAGGUUACAACAGAGAACAGCGUGGAUAGUAAGCAGCAAACCCUUCAGGGCCUGGCAUUCCCACUGCAGGAGAUGGCCAGACGAGCCCUCCAGCAACUUGCUCAGAAGCAGAUCAACUACAUACAGCUGAGAUUGGACGUGGAGCAAGAGACCAUCGAGCUGGUUCAUUCCCACCAGACGGAGACGCGGGAUUUACCUUGCAGGGUUCCCAAAGACACACCAAGAUAUCACUUCUUCCUCUACAAACACUGCCAUGAAGGCGACUACCUCGAAUCCGUCGUGUUCAUCUACUCCAUGCCUGGAUACAGCUGCAGCAUCAAGGAGCGAAUGCUUUACUCCAGCUGCAAGAGUCGACUCCUGGAGGAGGUGGAAAGAGAUUACCAUCUGCAGGUCACGAAAAAGUUGGAAAUCGAUGACGGAGACGAGCUGACAGAGGAGUUUCUGUAUGAAGAGGUCCAUCCAAAACAGCACGCAUUCAGGCAGGCCUUCGCCAAGCCGCGCGGCCCCGCGGGCAAGAGGGGUCACAAGCGCCUCAUUAAGGGCCCCGGCGAGGCCGUGCAGGACGGCUAGAGGCGGACAAAGAGGCGGACUCUCUAUGUAUACAGUUCAGAAUAAUAUCAGUGUGCUUAAAAAUCUAUAUAUAUAUAAAAAGAUCAACAUCCUUAUAGUACAUUUCAUUUUCAUUCAAACACUGCAUUGGGAAGUAAAGUAAACAUGUAUCAAAUGUUUUGUUCCUUUACAGAAAGUGAUGAAAAAGUAAUUUUACAUAGUUGGGGAAAAAAAAAUACUGUCAGUUUUGCUUACCUGUGAUUCCCCAAACUAAUAAACUGUGAACCCAGACCCUAAAGGUUAAAGUAAUGAAGUGAUUACCAACCCAAUCCCCAGACUCUAAUCCAAUAGAGAACUUGUGGAAUGCCACUAAAAAUGCUGUCUGAGCCAAAACCACAAAAUACAGAAGAAUUGUGAAAUGAAGUCCAAUGUCCACUGUUGAAAAAAUGGUGAAUCACCAAACUAUCAACACUGUCGAACUGAGUUGACCUCUGGCACCUGUAACCUGCUAUGCCAGCUCAGGUCUGUUGAACUAGAUAUCCCGAAGAAAACUCCCAAUUUUAUAAAGAAGAAAAAAAAAAAAACGUGCUGAAGAAAUUACAGUUUGCCAAAGAACAUACUGGGGAACCUAAAUAUAGAUGUCACGACAUGCAGAUCUUUUAGAGUCUAGUAACUGCACAUAGUUUGUCAGACAACCUCCAAAAACUGUAUUCAGGCCACAUUACAGUGCAUUACAGUGCAGCAUGGUGGCACAAACAUUAUGAUAUUAUGUUGGUCCUAUUUAUGGCCUACCAGGAACCAAGGAUCCAUCUGAAUAGAGCAGCCAUCUGCCAAAGAGGAAAUGCCCUUGAAAUUGAAGUUUCAACAAGAUCACCACCCUAGAUUUUCUUCCAGACUAACAAAAUGCAUGUUAUGCGGUGGCCAUCUUAAUCACCAGACCUUAAUCCAAUGGAGAACUAGCAAGGGGCAAUAAAAAAAAAUUGCUGGUUCUCAGGCAAAAGCAUUAAAUGCAGAGGAAUUAUGGCAUGUAGUCCAUUGGGCCUGGCCUGGAAUAGCAAUUCAAUUUGACUUGAUCCAACACAGAUGUGAAGCAACUCUCAGAAAUAGUAACUAAAUAUUAGCUUAGUGAUACACAGGGAAACAAAAUGUACAGCAGUUUUCAAUUUUUACAGUAAAUGUCAUUUUUAAUAGCCUCAUGUUAAUUUUUAUUCCUCCAAAACACACAGCAUACUGCUUUCUCGACCAACAGGAUGAACGUUAUGGAGUGGCCAGCCCGAUCCCCGGACAUAAACCCAAUAGAGAACUAGUGACCUGACAUUAAUAUUGCUUUUCUGAGGCAAAACCAUGAAAUGCAGGUGAAUUAUGGAAUGCCUAAUAUUAAAUGUUCUUUAAUUUUUGUAACAAUAAAACAUUAGAUAUAUAUAUUUUUUUCAUUCUUCAAUUUAGAAUAGAACAUGCAGAGUUCCCAUUGCAUUCAAGUGUAUGCAAAUACAAACUUUUUUAUGGAUUUACUUUACUCACUUAAACCCACUGCUAUUGUUCUGAACACAAGUGUAUAUACAAACCAGGAUGGAAGUGAUAAUGUGAAGCCAAUCUUUUUUUUUUUUUUUUUUUUUCUCUCUUCUCCAUUCUGUUGAACUGUAUCAGAAUAGCUGAUUUGUUUAAGGUAUGAGGGACUUCCACAAUAAAUCUGCAGUGGAGUUUUAAACACAUUUUUGUACCAGCAAUAUUUGUAAGAAACCGAACAAAAAUGAAAUUCCAAAUAAAAAUGUUUUUACUGUG
Phycodurus eques (leafy seadragon) is the source of this 3198-nucleotide messenger RNA. RefSeq names its product twinfilin-2. The transcript is spliced from 8 exons. Bases 328 to 1437 code for a protein of 369 amino acids. Gene Ontology annotation, cellular component: actin filament; myofibril; cytoplasm. Gene Ontology annotation, molecular function: actin monomer binding; actin filament binding. Gene Ontology annotation, biological process: barbed-end actin filament capping; positive regulation of neuron projection development; regulation of lamellipodium assembly. Lineage: Eukaryota; Metazoa; Chordata; Actinopteri; Syngnathiformes; Syngnathidae. The record is from RefSeq and is a predicted model, not a curated record.